Carya illinoinensis is the source of this 1890-nucleotide messenger RNA. Its product is annotated as phosphatidate cytidylyltransferase 4, chloroplastic. Bases 185 to 1420 code for a protein of 411 amino acids. The record is from RefSeq and is a predicted model, not a curated record. Gene Ontology annotation, molecular function: transferase activity, transferring phosphorus-containing groups. Lineage: Eukaryota; Viridiplantae; Streptophyta; Magnoliopsida; Fagales; Juglandaceae. Gene Ontology annotation, cellular component: membrane. The transcript is spliced from 7 exons.
CGCAGAAAAGGACAGAUCGUAAUGAAUCUAAUUGAUAUCAUCUCUGAGCUCGUCGCCCCCAAAACUUGCCACAACUUCUAUUACCCUUUCACGGUUUCACCCACUCACUCUACUCCCUACCUCCCUCGCUCUCUCCGCCAAUGUCAAAACCAUAGGAAGGACCACCUCUACGUACUCCUUUCCCAUGGCGACGACGUCUUAUUUGGGAACUGGUCGCUACAAGCUCCUUCCCCUCUCUCCCUCUUCUUCUAAUUUACGUUCUUGCUGCUGCCGCCCCUCGCCCUCGAAACCCCUACUUCCCGCUCGUCCCGGCUCCAGAGUCUGUAAUCUUGUUUCGGUCUUUGAACGACACAAAAGCGUUCUUUUCCUCCCCCAAAACGCAGCCUCCAUGCACCGGCGCGUUAUAACCUCCGUCGCCCGGGCCGAGCCAGACCGGAUUGACGAGGGCAAUGCCAAACAGGAAGUCGGCAAAGGCCAUACGUUAUCAGCAAAAGAGGAUUCGGUGUCGGAGCUUAAAGAGAAAACUAGUCAGUUAAAGACAAGAAUUGUUUUUGGACUUGGCAUUGGAUUAACUGCCGGUGGUAUUGUAUUGGCUGGAGGAUGGGUUUUCACUGUGGCUUUGGCUGCUGUUGUUUUUGUUGGUGCACGCGAGUAUUUUGAGUUGGUUAGGAGUCAUGGAAUCGCUGAAGGGAUGACGCCACCUCCUCGUUACGUCUCACGUGUUUGCUCCGUUAUCUGUGCUGUGAUCCCUAUUCUUACCUUGUAUUUAGGUCAAAUUGAUGUUUCCGUGACAUUUGCUGCCUUUGUUGUUGCCAUGGCAUUGCUUUUACAGAGAGGAAUUCCUCGUUUUGCACAGCUCAGUAGUGCCAUGUUUGGGCUCUUUUAUUGUGGCUAUCUUCCUUGCUUCUGGGUUAAGCUUCGAUGUGGCUUAUCAGCCCCAGCCUUAAACACCAGAAUAGGAGCAACAUGGCCCAUUCUUCUUGGGGGACCAGCUCAUUGGACAGUUGGUCUUGUGGCAACGCUGAUCUCUAUUAGCAGCAUAAUUGCAGCUGAUACAUUUGCUUUUCUGGGUGGCAAGACAUUUGGGAGGACGCCACUUACUAGUAUCAGUCCAAAGAAGACAUGGGAAGGAACUAUCACAGGCCUGGGUGGUUGUGUAGCCACUUCUGUCAUCUUAUCAAAGAUAUUUUGCUGGCCAACAUCCGUGCUAAGUGCAAUUGCUUUUGGGUUUCUGAAUUUCUUGGGUUCCAUUUUUGGCGAUCUUACCGAAUCAAUGAUCAAACGUGACGCUGGUGUUAAGGACUCUGGGUCCCUAAUACCUGGACAUGGUGGAAUACUAGACAGAGUGGAUAGCUACGUAUUCACGGGUGCACUUGCAUACUCAUUUGUCAAAAUCUUCCUGCCACUCUAUGGAGUCUGAUAAUUUCUUAUGGAUGCUUUAGUUAAAUUAUGAGGGAGUAGUUUCUGCUCUUUUCUUUCUGGACAAUAGGAUUUACUACUUGGACAAGCACGUAGGGGAUGAAGUGUUUAGAGAAGAGGCUCAAGAUUAGAUUUGCAUCUGCAGCAGAAUAUCUUGCUAAUUGCCCAAAAUGCGAAGCAAAAAUAUCCCAUAAUCCUCCACCUAUGCAAGUUAGAAAACACACUCGAUAAACUUAUUUUCAAAGUGCACGGGGUCAGUACUUCAGGCUAACCAGGGCUGUGGAUUAUCGCGUGACAUACCUCAACAUGUUCAAGAAGUCCCAUAUUCAUAUUGAUUUCAACGAUAGUGCCAUUGUUGGCUGUGAAUACACUGGUUUUUCUUUAUAAGUCCAAUGUUCUGCUUGUAAGUUCUGAUUUGAUUCUACUUUGUAACAAAAUAUAUCGGCUGAAAGUGCUAGUUCCUUGGCGUUU